Messenger RNA from Drosophila biarmipes, 668 nucleotides. RefSeq lists its product as uncharacterized. Lineage: Eukaryota; Metazoa; Arthropoda; Insecta; Diptera; Drosophilidae. The transcript has 5 exons. The record is from RefSeq and is a predicted model, not a curated record. The coding region runs from base 18 to 527 and encodes 169 amino acids.
UUACGAAGAGCACCAACAUGCAGUCUUUCCCCAUCCUAACCCUCUUUGCCAUCGUCCUGGUGGCCCGAAGAGCCGAGGCUGGUUCCCUCAACCUUGGAUCCCUGAUGGGGGAUGUGUCCCAAGUGGCCGUCGCUGGGGAGAAGGUCAUCCACCAACUGGAGAACGCUGUGGCCAGCUCCCAAUCGGAUUUCGUCCAGCCAACCACUCUGAAUAUCCUCAGCGAUAUGGGAAAUGCCCUGGGUGACCUGGCUAACGCCAUCACUAGUUUGAGAGUGGAGAAUGAUUAUGUGCAACCCGAGGCCACCAAUCUGUUGGGCGAUGUUCUGGGUGGAGUUGGCACUGGCCUUGGUGACUUGGCUAACGCCAUCACCAGUCUGAGUCUUCAGAUGAAGACGGGUCCCCAGGGUCGCAGUCUUUCGUCUGAUAGCGCUUCUAUCGUAGCCGAAGGAGGAGCCGUGAGUGCCAAGACAAUUGCCGCUGCUGCCGAUGCCGCUGCCCCCUACAUAAGGCAGAUAAUGCUGGCCUAGGCGAUCUGGCAGUAAGUGGUGCUUAAAAACUGUUGCUAAUCUGAUGAGUAAUGAAUUUCGUGCCCCUCGCAGAGUGCCAUCACCAGCCUCUGAGCAACUUUCAAGCCGUUCAAUUAACAAAUAAAUAUUCAAUCGCCCAAA